Molecule: messenger RNA, 6904 nt
Organism: Cuculus canorus (common cuckoo)
Lineage: Eukaryota; Metazoa; Chordata; Aves; Cuculiformes; Cuculidae
Gene: BDP1
Product: B double prime 1, subunit of RNA polymerase III transcription initiation factor IIIB
Biological process (GO): RNA polymerase III preinitiation complex assembly
Cellular component (GO): transcription factor TFIIIB complex
Molecular function (GO): TFIIIC-class transcription factor complex binding
Source: RefSeq, a predicted model, not a curated record
UGCGCGCCGGUGCGUGUCGCGGGAGCGUGACGCGCCGGCCUUGUGGGCGCUGCUGCUGCUCGCACUUCUCGCCUCCUUCCGUGCCGGCGCCUCGCCAUGUUCCGCUGGGCCCGCCUCACUGUGCGGCCCAAUGUGCGGCCGGCGGGCAGGCCCAGCGCCGCGGACCAGCUGCCCCCAGACAGUGAUGACAAGGCUGAUAGCUCAAAUGGCACUGGAGAAGCUAGUAAACCUUCAGAGAUGCCUACGCAGAGAAGAAAACGGAUCUCCACCAUGCCCAAUCUUGUCAGACCCAGAGCUGGGCCUUCUGCUGAGCGUUCUGCAUCAAAACCACAGAGGCGAGGAUCACAGGCUGCUGAUGGCGGUGCUCCACGUCAGAAAGAUUCCCCUCCAUCAGAAAAGAGUAAUGCUGAAAGCUCUCCGAAGUCUCCCAUGCUGCCUGAAAAGAAAACACCUGUGCCACAAGUGCCACAGUUUUCUCCACUAAAAAGAUCGGUGAACAAAGAGCAAACUGUAGGUGUAGCUACGCAAAAGAAUGAUGAUGCCUUGCAGAAGAAUGUACCCUCCCCACUCAAGGAAAGACCAACACAGGAAGGAUCAGAAACACAGGAGGAAAAGCUACCUACGAAGUCUGCUCCCAUAAAAGAGAAACGAAUGUGUUCUGACCGUGAAAGGAUCCUCAAAGCUCGGAAAUUAAGAGAAAUGCUAAGAGAAGAGCUGAAGAAAGAGCGGAUGUUGAAACACAGACCUCCAGUAAUUGAAGGACGGUCUCCACCAGAUCGUUCUAAAAUGACCAUGAGAGACUUGAUAUACUAUCUGCCAGAAAACAAUCCUAUGAAGUCUUCAUUGGUAGAAGAAAAGAGAACAGAGAAAAAUUCUGCCGUGGGUCAAGUGAAAGAACAGGAAGAGAAAAGUACUCCUGAUCAUGAAGAGGAAGAUGAGGAGGAAGAAGAAGAUAAUGGGGAGGAGAGUCAGGAUGGUCCGCUUUUAGUUCCUCGUGUGAAAGUAGCAGAAGAUGGUUCAAUUAUUCUGGACGAAGAAAGUUUAACUGUAGAAGUUCUAAGAACAAAAGGUCCCUGUGUGGUAGAAGAGAAUGAUCCCAUCUUUGAGCGUGGCUCUACAACCACAUAUUCCAGCUUCAGGAAAAGUUUUUAUACAAAACCAUGGUCAAAUAAAGAAACAGACAUGUUCUUCUUAGCUAUCAGUAUGGUAGGAACAGACUUCUCCUUGAUUGGACGCCUGUUUCCUCAUAGAGCCAGAGCAGAAAUUAAGAACAAGUUCAAACGUGAGGAAAAAGCUAAUGGAUGGAGGAUAGACAAAGCUUUCAAAGAAAAGCGACCCUUUGAUUUUGAGUUCUUUGCCCAGCUGCUUGAGAAGGUCUUAGCAGAUGAGGAAAAGAGGAAGCAAAAGACUGCUAAAAGCCAGAAGCCAAGGGAAAAGAAGCCAUCAAGGCCUUGCAACAAACCAAAAGCAAAAGCUGCCAGCACAAAAGCUGUUAAUGAUCAAGAUGAUCUUCAGGAAACUGGAAUUUCUGAUGCAGAAACAGAAGCAGAUGCUGUGAUGGCUGAGAAAGAAAAUGAGGGAUCUUUGGACGUUUCUGAACAGGCAGAAGAACAGGUUGCAUUGGAGCCAGUGUUAGCAAAAAAGAAGAGAAAAAAGAAGAGAAAAGGUGAUCCUGAAGAGGAAAAUCUUCCGGAAGAAAUGGCUGCCCCUUCAAAAAUUGCAGACAGUGGGAAAUCCUCUAAGAAAACCCAAAAGAAAGUGGUCUGUGAUGCAAACGAUGAUAACACUACCUGUACAGAAGAGCUGGAUAAUGUUAUUGAAGGAAAAGAAGAUGAGACUCCUGUUACAGUGGAAGAGAGUUCAGAGUCCUGUUUGCCAGUGGAUUACAUACCGGAGAGGGAAAGCGGUGACAAUUUACGCAGCUUAGAAGAUAGCAAUGAUGUUCUACUAGAAAUGGAAUCUCCUGAACUGAGAACCCUAGUUAGUAGAGAUGAUACAUCACAGGAAAGCCAAAUUUCAGAAUUACUGGCUUCAAAGAUUGGAAGCCAAGAAGGAGAAUCUGAAGAGACCAGGGAAACAAAGAACAAAGACAUACAUGACUUACGUAAACAAGAUGAAAAUCGGAGUGCAUCAGAAAGUGUUUCUCAGUCUGAAAUCAUGAAAACUGAAAAGCCAGCAGGCAGAGGGCGCUUGCAAAGGCUUAAACCUGGUUUAGUGAGAUCAUCUGGAAGAAGAGAAGCAGCAACUCAAGAGACAACAGAGGCCGAAACUUCCUCUCCAGACUUUGUGAAUACACAUGAAAAGUGCUCUGAGCAAGACAGUAGAAGAAACAGCAAUGGAGCCACGGAAGUAGACAACAUGGAUUUGGAUACUAAAUCUGAAGAACCUGAAAGAAAUUUGAUUGCAAAGCCAGUAGUGAGAGGAUGUCGACAGAGAUUUAAGCCUAAUGUUACAAAAGCAUCUGGAAGGAAAGAAAAGCCUGAAAAAGAUGGAGGAAAUGAUAAAAUGCCCCAUCCACAGCCUAAGGGGGAGACUGGAAAGAAUACUGACCAAAAUAAUAUGUCAGAUGCUAUCAGUGAAGAAGGUGCAAAAGAAGAUGAUAAAGUUCUAGAGGCAGUGUCUCAGUCUAGCGGAACAGCUGAUUUACAAGAAGACAGAAAACUGAGUGUGCUGAAACCAGCACCUCUGAAGAGAGGCAGAGUGCAGAGACCAAAACCAAAUCUAGGAAGAACUGUUACAAGGCAAAAAGACCUGACAGAUGAAAAAGAUCCUGAAGAGGAGAAAGCUGAAGGUGCAGAAGUAGAAAAAGAUCUGAUACACCAUAGGGAUGAAAACAAUGAUCCAUGCCUCAAAAAUGAUGUGAUGGUUCCUGAAGGCAUUCAGCCUUGCAAUGUGAUGUUAGAAGGGGAUGUUUCUACAGAUUCUGAGAUGAACUCAAUACAUACAAGGCAGCGUCCCCAAGAAAAGUCCUCAGAAGCAGAAAGCUGUGAUAGUGAAAACGGAUUGUCAGAUGUCUCAAAACAAGUUUCAGAUUUCAAUACAGGGCAGUCUGGUCCUCAGAAGGAAGAAGGAAAAACUGUUGUAUCAUCAGCUCGGCUGCUGAGGAGUCGAUUCCAAAGACCAAAGCCAAAUUUAAGAGCAACAAAUAGUAGAAAGGAAGUGCUGGAUGUAAAUUAUAAAGGUGUAUCACAGAAAGAUACCAGCAAGGAAGAAAGUUUGACACAGUGUGACAGUAUCCUUCCUGAUACAGAUAAAGCAGGGAAAUAUGAAGUUCUGCAACAAUUGGAAUCUGAAGUUGAACAAGGACACACCUCAGCUACUAAUGCAGGCAUCGAUAGCAAAAAUACCACUGAAGAAGAAAGUAAACAAACACCUCUUCAACCUGUCCAGUUAGGGCGGAGCAGAUUCCAGAAGUACAAGCCAAACUUGGGAAGAGCUGUUGGAAAGAAGGACUUACAAAUAUCAAAAAAUGAGAGGGAGAAAAAGCCUGAAGCAGAGCAGUUGAUAUUGCAAAAUGAUGAGACUGUCGAUACUGAUAUUAGUGAAAAGGAACCUGUAUUGUGUCAAGCAGAUGUAUUGAGCAAAGAGCGAAAGGAACAGCAAGAGGAACCUCAGGGACCCUGUAUUUCUGGAAACAUAUUGUGUGAACAAAGCAGUGCUGAAAACCCCACUUCCCAAGAAGGAGCUCUGAAACCAGGACAAUUUGUAAGAAAUGGAUCUCCGAGAACUAGACUGAACCUUAAAAGAGCAUAUAGCGAAACAGUAUCUCCUGUGACACAAGAACUUGCGGCUCCAGCUGAGGAAGAAGCAAAUAAAGGAGAGAAUCUGCCUGUGGCAGAAGAAUCUGAGGAACUUCUUUCCUCAAAAGAUGACGUGGAGAUACUAUUUUCUGGGGGGAAUUUGGCCAAGAAUGACAAUGUAGACGUAAAUCCAAAAUGUAUGAAGUCAGAAACACUCUGUUCCUCUAAAAAAUCACCUAACUGCCAUAGCAAGGGAAAACAAGAACAUCUGUCUACAGAUGCUGUAGGAAGCAUCCAGGAUACCACGGAAAGGUCCAAUGAUAAAUUAAGUUCUGGGGAAGAAAGUAAACAGUGUGAUACAAAACCUUUGCAUGAAGUGAGGGGAACCCACCGGAGCCCAAGGCCAAACCUAAUGAGAGUUACUAGAAAAAAGCAGUAUCCUGAAGAAGGUGAAAACAGAGAAGAGGACCAUGCCAAGAGCAGAAAUGCAGAAGAGUGUUUGGUGUUAGAAAAAACAGGUGUAUCAAUGCAGGAAUCUGUUAACAUAGAGGAGGUUGCAUCCCUCUCAGAGGCUACAAGAAAACACAAUUUUACAGACUCUGUUGAAGAAACAUCUUGUAAAAGAGUCAGGCAGGAUAAUAGGCUCCAAUCUUCAGAGAUACCAUCAGAGAAUGAGAGUCAAAUAGAACAAGAUGAUGAUUCUCAGCUUUCUACAUCUCAAGAAAAAAAUUCAGACAAUCUCACAAGAAGGCAGUCCAGAAGGUCAUCAAAACAGUUAGUGCUACCAAAACAUGUCUCGGGUCUAAGAACUGCUGCUUCUUCUGCCUCUGAGUGUGCGGCUGAUGGCAGUGAGAGAGAGAAUGAAAGGCAAGAAGUCAAACUGAAUGUUACUAGAGGCACAAGUCUGAAAACUACACAUAUGAAGAAAUCUGGGAAGGAGCACAGAAGUUCAGAGAUAACCGUGGUAGUGCCCCAGGCUUCUCAAGAGGAAGAGGGGGAGGAGGAGGAAGCAGAUGACUUUGAGCCUGAUAAUGAAAAUGAAUGCUUUGCACCAGAGGAAGUAAAUGAAGGUCUAGCAUUUGUUCCUAUAGGUCUUCAAUCUCCAAAACCUAUUCCUGUUCGGACAGAAGAAACCAUGGAUGAGCUGGAAGUAUUUGUGACUAUACCGGAUAUGCAGGUGGCUACUGAUGUUGGAUGUCUCCCUUGCACAUCUGUCCAGCCAGUGGUAGAGAGGGAGGAAAAAGUGAGCACUUCAACAGCUGAAGCAAUCGAACAUGAAAAUCCAGAGGUGAACAAAGGAAUUAAUGAUGGAAGCACAGAAGCUGCCAUGACUUUACUUGCAAUGGGUGAUCCAAUGUUCCAGUUAAAAACAAGCACUGAAGACACUUCUACCAAGGAAUCGGUCCCUUCUGAGGAUGGAAACCACAUUAACGUAGAGGAUCAAAGCACUGGCACAAGAAUAGAUAUUGAAGAAUAUUUUGAAGAAAAUACUACAGAUACCAGUGAUAGCUUUUUGCCUACAGUUGAUCAUGUGAGACUGACAAGAGACAGACUCCUGAAGACUGAGACAGACUUUGGAGUAUUGGGGUCCAAUGAAGACAUAAUUCAGAAGCCACUUAAUACAUAUGUACUUGUGGAACAACUAGAGCAAGUUCAUAGUGAAUCUGCCAACAUGAGGGGUAAUGCAGAAAUGCAGAAGGUGGAACUAGAACCAGCUGCAGGUGAUUCUUCAGUUCUGCAUGAUUUUGCAACUAGAAGUAUCGAACUUGCCAAGCAAGCAGACAAAAUGAAGAGAACAGAAAAAGAUACGAGAGAUGCUUCUGGAAAUGCUGGAGAUAUAAGACCUGUAACUGUAUCACCAAAACCUGAUAAAUCUUGCAUUGAACUAGAGGAUUAUCUAAAUCAGAGUUCUGUGGAUGGACUUCCUGAGCAAAAUCCUUGUGCUCCAGAGCACAAUAUAUGCACAAUCAACUUUACUCAGGAGGAAGGUUGUGCUCAGGAUUCUCAACAACAGUGUGUAAGCAGCACAGAAGAGCUUUCAGUAAUGAACAACUAUCAUGGAUGCCCAGAGGAGGAACAGACAUUCAUUUUAACAUUGGUAGAAAUUCCAACUGAAUCAAAAGAGUUUGAUCCAUCUGCUUUGCUGGAAGAAAUCUCAGAACCAUUACUACCAGCCCCAAUACUCAUCAGUCCAUUAAAUGGAAGUGAAACAACUGUAACUGAAGUGGAGAGCAUUGGAUCCUUCACAACUGCAGCUGAUGAAUUUUCAGCAUCUUUAAACUGUAGUAUGGAAAUGAAACAACUACAGAGUGUAUCAGUAGAGCCCAUUCUAGAUUUGCAGACAGCUCAAAAAAGGCCAGCUGCUAAGCUUGAAAAGAAUGAUUUUCCUCCUGCUAAGAAAACAAUGUCUACUGUUGUACUGGAAGGUGACUUGGAACCCAGUUAUCAGGGUUAUUCAAUUAAAUCCACAAACGCUCCAAUGAUAGCUUUUGGGAAUCCUUUUGAAAACACAGAGGCUUCAGCAAAGGAAGAUGUACUUACCUCUGUGUUGAUUCCUGAGUCGGUGUCACCACCGGCUCAGAAAAGCCAGCUUGAGACUUCAGAAAACUCAGGGGAAGCACCAACUGAGAAUUCAGCAUCUAAGCAAGAAGAGGAGAUAAUAUCUAGAUUAACUCCUAACAGAAAAGCAGAAAUAAGUGGACAAGGAAAGCAAGGGGACGUUCAUGAAUCUGGACAGUUGGAACACACUGGAAGCCUAGCAUCUUCUUCAAAAACUCCAUUACUCAGGAGUGGACGAAAACCACUGGGAUUUUUGUCUUUAAUUUGCAAAAAAAAUAGUUCUGAAUCUGCAGAAGAUACCAGAGGGAACAGAGGAAAGAUCCAGAAACCUCGGAUUGUGGCUCCAAAGCGAAUUGUGAAAAAAAGCACCCCAUCCACUAAGGAUGAUAGGGAAUCUUGUUCCCCUCCCUCUACAAGCACAUCAUCAUCUGCGAAAUAUGAGAAUACAGUUGCUCAUGCUGCAGUUAGGGUUCCGAGUAAUGAGCCAUCUAAGAAGCCACCCCCUUGUGCUAAAGAUCAAGAAAAGGAUGAAGAGCCAACCAGAGUCUCUGAGUAUUUUUUCAGUGACAUCUUUAUGGAAGUGGAUGAUCCAGAAUAGCAAAUUU